CUGAGAUACCGGCGGAUUUCGCCAGCCUCCUCGAAUUCUUACCUUUUGUCCUGCGUUACACGCCGGCGAAAGGAAUUCUGGGAUCGUGUGUUAUGCUGAUCCAAAAUGUUUUUAAGAAAUAAAGAAGUUGUAAAACAAUGGAUACAAGUAUAUAUUUAUGUAUGUGUCUUGUGUGUAGACAUGUAGAUUCAGGGUUACAUCUCAGAGUGCUACUCGGUGUAUUUUCUGUGCACGUCCUUCCUACUUCAAUCUCGUGGUAUACCAGGGACCAUGUUUUUCCUUUCCUCACCAUACAGAAUACAAGAAAUGACGAUUCUGAAAAAGAAGCUGAUGACCAGAACAAGGGAUAGGAAGAUGACCUGUUUGCUUGAAGAGCGAGGGUGAAGAGCUACUUUUCAAAGGGUGAGACACAAGAAUGGCUUUUAGGAAUUUUCCCCCAAAGUAAUCUGUGACUGGAUCCUGUUGCCGAAACUUGGCCUCUGUUCACCGGUGCCGAAGAGAAAUGCGGAAACAGAGUUUUGGGUGAAGCAGAAAAGAGUAGCUUUUAUUGCUUUGCCAGGCAGAGGGGGCCACAGCGGGCUAAUGCCCUCAAGACUGUGUGACCCACCCUGGAGGGCGUAGUGAGGAGCCUUACAGCGUUGGAGGAGCAGGGCGUGAUCAGCUCGCAGACAGUUCUCGGAUUGGCUGGCAUCAAAGUGAAGUUUCAAGCGUCAUCAACCUUCUGGUUUCAACCAGUCCAGGGUCUAUGUGCUUGUGGGCGGCGCUUUCCAUCCGGAGGGGGUCUGCGCCCUGUACAACCACUUAGGAGUGUGUGUCGGGCCUUCAUCGGUAGCUUCAGUGAACUGGGAGUUCGGUGAUUCUGCCGUGUGGCGGAUUUAUAGUCUACGUUGCUGCCCGUUCCCCAGCCCAACAGCUGUUCUUUGUUUCUACACCUUCACAUUACCGAAUCAUUAACUCUUGAGUCAGCACUUUACUUCAAAAGACAAGGGCACGGGGCCUCGUACACGGUUUCAAUCCUGACCAGCUCUGAGAUUUACACGAUGCAUAUGCUGUUGUUUUCAUAAAUGUUAACGUCCGUAAAAUGAAGUUCUUAGAAGCAUUAUUUGAGUUCUCCAUUGACUACUGAUUACACCAUCAAUGCCUUCCAGCCCUGGCAGCACAGGGAGGAAGGAAGAAUUGCUGGGAUGCUUGCAUCACCACAGGGCAAGAGGUCCUCAAAUUUUACUGCUUUAUCUUUAAGUAAGACUUCAUAGUUCGGCUGACUUUUCAUCCAUUCUUGCUGAUUCUGCCAGUGAGUUCCUCUGUAGUGACAGCCAAAGGCACUCAUGGAAAAUACUUAACCAAGCGUAAAGGCAGAAGUCGAGGUCACUUCAUCUACUACGGAAGUGGGGCAUGUGUCUACCUCAGGCCUGAGUCUUUCGCUGGGUCUUUUGGUAACUGGUGGCGGUGGUGGUGACAAUGUUUGAGUUGUUUUAUUUUUUAUUUUAUGUUUUAUCUUUAUUUUAUUUAUUUAUAUUUUUGGCCACGCCGGCGGGGCCUGCGGGACCUUAGUUCCCCGACCACGGAUCGAACCCCUGCCCCCUGUAGUGGAAGCUCACAGUCUAAGCACUGGACCGCCGGGGAAGGCCGUGAGUUUUUUGUUCAUGUUGUCGUUCGUUUUAGUUUCUCAACUGUUACUAGGAAAUAAUUGUGGAGCAAGUGCUUGGUUUUAAUUCUGGAAGGCAAAAGAACGUAACUAAGGACUUUUCCCGAGGAACGCUUUGAGAUCUUUAUGUCCAUUUGUGGUGUGACUUACCCACUUUUCAAUUAAGGAUUCUUAAUUAAAGGAAAACAAGCUUAUUUAUAGGUUUGAAUCAGUGUUAUAGAACAAUAGGUUUUCGACUGGGAUCCGCAACCCACCCGCAUCAGAAACGUGUGGUCUGUGUUUACGUGAAAAACUGCAGACUCUAGGGCCUCACACCAACGAAACCUCCGGGGAUUGGAGCCCAGGAAGGAGCUUCUGUAAUCUCCACAGCUGAUUCUGAGGCACUCUAAAUGACAGGUUACACUGACCCAGCCCGGUGAAGAUCUCUGGAGACCAUGACCAAGAAAAGAAUUGCUGUGAUUGGGGGAGGAGUGAGUGGGCUCACGUCUAUCAAGUGCUGCCUGGAAGAAGGCUUGGAGCCCGUCUGCUUUGAAGGGACUGAUGACAUCGGAGGGCUGUGGCGGUUUCAGGAAGAACCUGAAGAAGGGAGGGCCAGUAUUUACAAGUCAGUGGUCAUCAACACUUCUAAGGAGAUGAUGUGCUUCAGUGACUACCCCAUCCCAGAUCACUAUCCCAACUUCAUGCACAACUCCCAGGUCCUGGAGUAUUUCAGGAUGUAUGCCAAAGAAUUUGACCUUCUAAAGUACAUUCGAUUUAAGACCACCGUGUGCAGUGUGAAGAAACAGCCUGAUUUCUCCACUUCAGGCCAAUGGGAGGUGGUCACGGUAUCUGAAGGGAAAAAGGAGGUGAAUGUCUUCGAUGGAGUUAUGGUUUGCACUGGCCAUCACACCAAUGCUCACUUACCCUUGGAAAGCUUCCCUGGAAUUGAGAAGUUCAAAGGACAGUACUUCCAUAGUCGAGAUUAUAAGAAUCCAGAGAGUUUCACUGGAAAGAGAGUCAUUAUAAUUGGCAUUGGGAAUUCUGGAAGCGAUCUGGCUGUGGAAGUUAGCCACACAGCCAAGCAGGUUUUCCUCAGCACCAGAAGAGGGGCUUGGAUCUUCAAUCGUGUCGGAGAUUAUGGAUAUCCUUUUGAUGUGUUGUUGACUUCUCGAUUUAAAUAUUUUAUGAGGAAGAUUUGUGGUCAAUCAUUAGCAAAUAUAUUUUUGGAAAAAAAGAUGAACCAAAGGUUUGAUCAUGAACUGUUUGGCCUGAAGCCUAAACACAGAGUUCUGAGUCAGCAACCAACCAUAAAUGAUGAUCUGCCAAACUGUAUAAUUUCUGGCUUGGUGAAGGUGAAAUCAAACGUGAAGGAAUUCACAGAGACAGCGGCCAUAUUUGAGGAUGGCUCCAGGGAGGAUGACAUUGAUGCUGUUAUCUUUGCUACAGGCUAUAGCUUUGCCUUUCCUUUUGUUGAAGAUUCUGUCAAAGUAGUCAAAAACAAGAUAUCUCUGUAUAAAAAGGUCUUCCCUCCUAACCUAGAAAAGCCAACUCUUGCAAUCAUAGGCUUGAUCCAGCCCUUGGGUGCCAUUAUGCCCAUUUCAGAGCUCCAAGGACGCUGGGUCACUCAAGUAUUUAAAGGGAUAAAGACAUUGCCCUCACAAAAUGAAAUGAUAAAAGAAAUAGCUAAGGUUCGAGAGGAUAUGGCCAAAAGCAAAACAUCUCUAUUUUCUCAAUGAAGAAACUACCUUCAACUUUCUAGGCUCAUGGAUCAUUCUAAAAUCUACCAGCUGCCAACAUGUUCAACUUAGCUGGAAAACUUGGGAUUUUAAAUGAGCUGUCCAGUCUUUUUUGAUCUCUUAGUUCCCAUAUUAGGAUACAAGAUUUUAUCUUAGAACUGUGAUAAGUAGCCAUCAACUGCUGGUGUGGCCUACAAAUGCGAUUGGAUUUUCUCCUCCCAACUCCUACUUUCUCCCCUCCUAACCCUCCCACACAGAGAGUCUAAGUAAUAAGUAUUCAAAGAAGUCAUUUAUGUAAUAAAUUAGAAUUGAUAACAACUACAUAUAGGGGUAUUCUGCUUAUAAUGGUUCUUCUUAUGUUGCACACUGUAGUUAUGAAAAACAAAGCAAAGGAAAUGAAACCAGGGCCUCCAGUUUAUGUCAAGUGCUGCUGUUGAUUCUGUUUUCCCAUCCCUAGAAGUUUUGCUCUCUUCUUGUCUGUCAGAGUAGUUCACUAAAUGUUAGAUGUCUGACACACCUAAUUUCAUGAAGAAAGGAACUGGAUGUACCAGCCAAGUGUGUUCAUAAAUAAGCUGUGGUGUAAUACAUUUGGGAUUGCUCCCUAUUGCUUAACCAAAAAAUAAAUUUGAACAACUGGAAGAACAACAUUAGAAAUCAUUAUCUUUCCCAAUGUACAAUAAACAAGAGAACCAGAAAUGUGAGAACUACAACUUCCUCCUAAUCGUGUAACUAUUUGUACAAUUCCUUGCUAUUUCACCUAAUUUCACCUGUGGAAAUGCUUUUUGAGAAUUAGAAGGUCUUUUUUCUUCCAUAAUCCUUGUGAUACUGGGGAUUUAUCCUCUAUUGAAAUGGACCUAGUAUCUUUUAAUCUGCAGACUCUUCUAAUUCAAAGGUAAAUUGAAAGCUGCUUCUUUUUCAUUUCCUUCUUUUAACAAAUAAAUUUGCCUCUUUCAGCAUGUAAGUCUGUUGAAUUAAAGUCCUUUGAUAAUGUAAUUCCUAGUUAUCAGCAAUAAGUACCCCAGUUUCCUCUUUAAAUAAAAAGCAUGUAAUUCUAAGUUCACUGAUGCUCUCAUUUUACUUAUAAUAUGAAAGGUUACCAAAAAAAAAAUCAUUGGUUAAAUUCUAAUCCAAGCUAAAAGUAGGAUGUGAAUAGGAAAGUGAACUCAAAAGAAUUCAAGAUACAAAGCCCUAGCUUUGGUGAAUAUGUAUAAAUAUUCAUCAAUUUACCAUAUCUUGCUUUUGUAAUUAUAUUAAAAGGUUGUAUCAUUUUCCCAAUUAUAUUAUACAGAAAAAUGCUUUCUUGUAGUGCCAGAAAGUAAGGAAGGGCUCAAAAAGCAAACUAUGGGGGGGUAUGUCACAGGGACACAGGAACCAACUGAAAGUGGUCCCAAUGGCCAAAGCUGGAACAAUUUGAACAACAAUAUAAAUAGCCUAGCAUUGGAUUAUAAUAUAAAGUAUAAAAAAUACCCAUCAGUCCAUAAUGGUGUAAAUAAGUGAUUGAAUAAUAAGUGAGGUAGAAUAGAGAAAAAUCCCAUAUGGAAAAUUUCAAACAAUUUACCUAAAUACUCUGCCCUCCAGGAGUUGGAGCAUAACUCCCCAUUCCUUAAGUGUAGGCUGCAUAGAGUGACUUCCUUCCAAAGAGCAGUAAAGGGAGAAAAAUAACUUUACAGUGGAGAAAUCUGACAAACACUACCUCGGCUGGGUGAUCAAGAUUAACAUCAACAGUAAAGUCAUGUGGAUAGUAUAUACUCUUGAUCUGAUGUGAUGAGAAGGGUACUUUGCUUCUGUGGUCUUCCUCCCUAAAACCAUGACCCAGUCUAACCAUGAAGAAAAAAUCUGACAAACCCAGAUUCAGGAAUAUCUUACAAAAUACCUGACCAUCUCAAAACUGAAGCUCAUCAAAAAAAAGGAAGGUCUGAGAAAUUGUCAUAGUACAGAGGAGCCUAAGGAGACCUGAUGUCUAAAUGUAAUGUACCUUGGAUGGGAUCUUGGAACAUAGAAAGGCAUUAAGUAAAAAUGGAAGAAAUAUUAACAAAGUAUGGAUUCUAGUUAAUAACAAUGUACUGAAUGGCUUAUUGGUUGUGACAAAUGUAGCACUGUAAUGUAAGAUGUGAACAAUAAAAUAAAUUGUGUGUGGGAUAUACAGGAACUCUGUACUAUCUUCCCAAUUUUUCUUAAAUCUAAAACUAUUCUAAAAUUUUAAAAUUAUUUUUUAAAAAAAGUAUUCUUUUGGUUCAGGAU
Messenger RNA from Globicephala melas (long-finned pilot whale), 5601 nucleotides. RefSeq names its product flavin-containing monooxygenase 5-like. Gene Ontology annotation, molecular function: NADP binding; N,N-dimethylaniline monooxygenase activity; flavin adenine dinucleotide binding. Lineage: Eukaryota; Metazoa; Chordata; Mammalia; Artiodactyla; Delphinidae. The record is from RefSeq and is a predicted model, not a curated record.